Molecule: messenger RNA, 2526 nt
Organism: Beauveria bassiana ARSEF 2860
Lineage: Eukaryota; Fungi; Ascomycota; Sordariomycetes; Hypocreales; Cordycipitaceae
Product: LIM domain-containing protein
Exons: 2
Coding region: 1-2526 (841 amino acids)
Source: RefSeq, a predicted model, not a curated record
AUGUGGACUUCGCGCGAGCAGCGGCCGCGCAAGGUGACGCCGCCGUCACCUUCGUACAUGAGCAAGGACCAGAUGGCCAACUACCUCGCCGACUUGCGUACUAACCGAACGCCGCGGCCUGGAGGUGCCCGACCUCAACCUUCGCAUCCUACGGAACCGUCACGAUCGCUCGCCGGACGAUUUAGCCUCGAUGCUUCGUCACUACAAUCACAAACUAGCAAACAACCCGAUCAUAAACGCUUACCUUCUCACGCACCGAGCGUCGGCGCAUUCAGCAUGUCAUCUCGUUAUUCUACCAUAAGCGGUCGGGGCCGGGAUUAUUAUCCAAGCAAGCCCACUGCAACGGGUCCCCUCAAGCCAUCCGAAGUUGUGCCUACGGCCACCUACAUGGAACGAGGUCAACGAUGGAUGGAAAAGGAAGAAGCAUUCUCUCUCCGCGAUGCUAUGGAGCAGAUGGAUGUACGGGACAACACGGGACGUGAGACCCCAGACGAUGAGAGCCGCAUAUAUCAGGCUGCCCUGGAUGAAGCUGCGGAGCUGGUUUGGCAGCAUCAAAACGGAGGCGGUGAAGCCCCCCGUCCAGAUGGUCCUUACCGCUACCGCCCGCAUCUCAGAAAGAACAGCUAUGCUCAUGCUCGCACCGCUAGCAUCGGUACUUACGGCAACGACAUCGUUUCUACGGGCAUGCGACGUGACAUCGGCUACCGCUCUGUAAGCAAUAGUUCGAACGAGAGCGAAGUCAACAGAUCCAGCAUUCGUCAGUCUUCAGAUCUGAGCCAAACUAUCGUUAUUUCCAGCGGUCGCGGCAGCCAGCGCCGCAAGACCUAUGGUGGCAUUGGACUCGGCAGUGCUUCAGGUAGCAGACGCAAAAGCAGCAUGAACCGCAACAUCAGCGGAGAGGUCAACAAUCCCUUCUCUGCAGAUCAGAUCUGGGAAGAGCCAGGUACCACGCCCAAACGGCCGAUUUCCGAUAUGGUCCCCCCGUCGCGCCGAACUCUUGCCAGUGCGACGCAGAACCCUGCAGGCCAGCGUAAUCCUGCCGUCAUUGCCGAGGAUCCUAUGGCAAAGCCUCGAAAUCGAGUUGAAAUUCAUCAUAACCCUCCCAGCCAAUCUCACAACGGUCUAUACACAACCAAUGCACGGACUACUUCGCGACAAGAUGAUCUGGUGGAACGCAAGCAUGGGGUUGAAGUUCGCAGCAAGGAUAUUCGUGAGGCAACGAGCAUGCGACUGAAGGAUCGAAGUGCAAGGCUUCCCGAACCUAGUGCCGUUAGCGACAGUCCGGGCCGGCCCAUUGUAAGCUUUGAUACCAAUUGGAAGCCCGCGGGCGACACCACUGAUGCCAAAUCAGGCCGUCAGGCAAGUCCGGCGACGACGUUCGACAGGCGGAAAUCGCAGCCCCUCCCGGGCUGGAAGCUGGUGGAUGUCCCUUCGAUCCUUGUUCCUGGGCAAGGCUCACCGCGUAUCCAACCACGGGCUCAGCCGCGGGUUCAGCCGCCGGCUCAAGCAGAGAUCCCUACCAUGAGCAUAGGUGGUGAUGGUGGCUCUUCAGGCAGCAAAUCUAUCCCAACAAUCGACAUCCCGACGAUUGCUGUGGAUGAUGGCACUCAUAGCGGCGGUUCCGUGCCUACCAUCAACAUCCCGACUAUCUCUGUGGGUGACGACGAAGGUGCUUCAACUGUCAACAUUCCCAUGAUUGUCACCCCGGACGACGAAGCAGCUACCAGCAAAUCCACCGGCAGCAAGUCGGUUGACAAUGCGAGGGUACUUCCGACCCCCGCGUCCCGCCAUAUGAAGCAGCGUCUGAACUCAAGGCAGCGUAGCCAUUGGUCUCCUGCGCCAGACGCUAGGUUCCGAGACAAGACGCUAUGCCAUGAGUGCUCGUUUCCCAUUGAAGGUAGAUUUGUUGCCCUGGCCGGCGUCUCCGAGCGCUUUCAUCCCCAGUGCUUCACAUGCUUUACGUGUAACAUUAGUUUGGAAGCUAUGGAGAUUAGUCCCGAACCAGAAGUCGCGAGAAACGCACGGUUAGACCGCAUCCAGCGCCGGCGAGCCGGCGAGGAAAUCGAGGAGGUGCCCGGCGCGACCGAGAGAGAGGACGGGGACGAGCGCCUCCGAUUCUACUGCCACCUAGACUGGCACGAACAAUUUGCACCGAAGUGCAAACACUGCAAGACGCCGAUCCUCGGCGAGCACAUUGUCGCGCUCGGCGAGCAUUGGCACUACGGGCAUUUUUUCUGCGCCGAGUGUGGCGAUCCCUUUGGGCACGGCAUGACGCACAUUGAAAAGGACGGCUACGCGUGGUGCAUCAAUUGCCAGACGAAGCGGACGGAGCGCCGCGCGCCCAAGUGCAAGCGCUGCAAAAAGGGCGUCGUCGGCCAGUACAUUCAGGCCCUGGGCGGCGAGUGGCACGACGAGUGCUUCCGCUGCGCCGAGUGCAAGGGAGGGUUUGACGACGGACAGGUGUUUCCUCGCGAUGACGGCAGCAUCUUGUGCACAAGCUGCCGCAUGAUUGAGCUCAAGCGAUGA